Messenger RNA from Mucor velutinosus, 960 nucleotides. RefSeq lists its product as uncharacterized. Bases 1 to 960 code for a protein of 319 amino acids. Lineage: Eukaryota; Fungi; Mucoromycota; Mucoromycetes; Mucorales; Mucoraceae. The transcript is spliced from 2 exons. The record is from RefSeq and is a predicted model, not a curated record.
AUGGUAACCGCAAACGACACUGGUACUUCUGCUAAUCAAGAUGACUUGAUCUACUCAGUCCAACAGCAACAAUACGAUGACAUUGAUCCAGAUUACGAAAAUACGCCUGAUGCUAUUCCUCAGGUCCUUGAUUUAGACUUGCGUGGCUCCCGUGUUAAAUUAGACAGGGAAACGCUUGUGAGUCUGCCAGAAAGUCUACUGAUUGCCAUGUUUCCUAAUGGCCUCGUAUUGGGAAGAAGAGAUCCAUCCACUUACGACAGCAGUGAGGAGGAGGACUAUGACGACGAACCUGCAGAGCAAGGGAACGAAGCAUCAGGCAACCGAGGGGAGCAAACAACAGAAGCAGAGGACAUCUUGACAACAUAUGUAGAUUUCGAUGCUGCUUGUUUGAAAUAUGUGCUCACGUUUUAUCAGCAAGCACAAGAGGCACGAGAUCAGCAACAAGAAGUGGAGUCCAUCUUUGCUUCAACUCCGGCGGCACAAUACUAUCCAUCCUUACUGGGUAAACAACCUAUUAUCGUCUUGAGAGAAGAGUUGGAGUACUAUUGCGUGGUAUCAUCCAGCAAGAAGGAAAAUCAUGAAAAAGUCAAAUUGGCUGCAGGAGAAUAUCUGAAGCGACACGAUCAAGUAUUCGCAGCUCUGCAAAAGAACAUUGCAAGAGAGAAUAAUGUGGCGGAGCAGCAUUUGAUUGACAUGCUAUGUGAUGCUGGAUUUACGAGAGAAGAUAGUUGGGGACAUCGUGAAUUGGAGCCAAGCAAAACAUGCAUUAUCAGCAUGAGCUUGGUGCUGCUCAAGACAACAGGGCCAGACAAUCAUAUGGCAACAGCACAGAAGCUGCUACUUUUUUGGAGAAAACCUGCAAGAAAAUGUUGGUGGGAUGGCAACACUGUUGAGAUCAAUGGGCAGUCUGUUCGCCUGUGGGCAAGACGCACUUGGACAUUAGAAUUAGUGUUGAUUUAA